GGACUCGGACGACGCGGUGCUGCUCGACGUCCUCAAUCGCAUCGGGGACGUCAAGGCGCUCGGCCGCUGCGCCCUCGUCUCGCGCCGCUUCCACGCACUCGUGCCGCUCGUCUGCUCCGUCUUCGUCCGCGUCGACGAGCCCACCUCCGGCCUCGACAACGCCUCCGCGCUCCACAUCGUCGGCGCGCUCCGCGCCAUGGCCGAGGCGCGCGGACGCACAGUGCUGCUCAGCAUCCACCAGCCGGGAGCGUGCAUCGUCAAGAUGUUCGACUCCGUCCUCCUCCUAGCCGUCGGCUCCGUCCUCCACCAUGGCAUCGUCGACCAGCUCCGCGCCCUGCUCGGGGACGCGGGCCUCCACCUGCCCCCGCACGUCGACGACGUCGAGUUCGCCAUCGACUCCGUGGACGCGCUCCGCCGCCACGCACGUCGUCCUCCGGAGACCGAGAGGGCUGCAGCGUCUGUUCCAGCUGCACGGCAAGCAGGUGGCGGACGCCCCCGUGACCAUGAUGGCUAGCCGCUACGCCAACUCGAGGGCGCGGGAGGUGGCGGUGUGGCUGCGCUUCUUCAAGAACGUGGCGCGGACGCGACAGCUCUUCGCGUGCCGCACCGUGUGCAUGCUGGUGGCGGGCCUUGCGCUGGGCUCCAUCUUCUACGACCUCGGGGCAGGACAAGGUGGCGGAGCGCGUGGGUUUCUCCGCCUUCCUGCUCACCUUCCUCCUGUCAUCCACCACGGAGGCGCUGCCCAUCUUCCUGCAGGAGCGCGACAUCUUGGCCAGGGAGGCGGCGUCGGGGGCGUCGAGUCCGGCACCGCGGCCUGGGGAUGACGGCGCUGAAGACGGCACUGGCUCAGGAGACUUAUUCUCACGCGGGAGAUUAAUUAGUGUCCGUAACAACUAAUGGGGUUUUUAUGUCCAUAUCAGUGUUUCGCCGUCGUCUGCGUCAAACUGUCGAAGUCCUUACCUAUACCUCUAUUUCGUUGACACAACGAAACGCAGCCCAGAAGUCAUCACCGCGCUGGAGCUCCGGGUGCUAACAAUCUGGGCCUGCAGUAUUUAAAAACUCGCCGGCGCUGGCAGAGUGGCAGGCUUUGCAACUACAAGGGCCGUGGCCGGUGUCCCGUGGCGGUAGAACGCGUGCGUCGGCAGGAGCCCCCCCACCUGUCGAGACGAGGCUUCUCCAAACCGCCACCGCAGCCGACCCCUGCUGCCCCGGCUUUGUUAUAACGGAUUUUUUUCCCGACACGGCUGGUCGGCUGCCAUCGCCAUGUGCCUCGCCGCCGCGUGCGCGUCCGCCACCCUAGCCCGCCGCCUCUCGCCCUCCACCGCGCUCCCGCGCCGCUUCCUCCUCGGCGCCCCCACGAGGCCUUCCCCGCCACCGCCUCUGCUGCGGCGCUGCCUCCCGUUCCACUUCUACCAUAUGGCGCAAUAUUGGACUCAACCAUCACUGGACAGGAACAAAGCUAUGGUUGAGUACCUAAAGCAGUAUGGUGCUGUUAGAACUGAUAAAGUGAAGGAAGUAAUGGAAACGAUUGAUAGAGCACUAUUUGUACCAGAGGGUACCCCUUACAUUGACAGUCCUAUGCCUAUUGGUUUCAACGCGACGAUAUCUGCUCCUCACAUGCAUGCGACCUGCUUAGAGCUAUUGAAGGAUCAUUUGCAACCAGGAAUGCAUGCUCUGGAUGUCGGAUCAGGUAGUGGCUACCUGACAGCUUGUUUUGCCAUGAUGGUUGGACCAGAAGGCCGUGCAGUGGGAAUUGAACACGUUCCCGAGAUCGUUGCUUCUUCUGUUGAAAAUGUGCAGAGAAGUGCUGCAGCUCCACUACUGAGGGAUGGAUCGCUCUCUUUUCAUGUUACAGAUGGCAGGCUUGGCUUUCCAGACGCGGCACCCUACGACGCUAUCCAUGUUGGUGCAGCGGCACCUGAGAUCCCUCAGCCUCUGCUUGAUCAGCUAAAGCCUGGCGGCCGGAUGGUGAUACCGGUUGGCACCUACUCCCAGGACCUGCAGGUGGUGGACAAGAACACGGAUGGAUCAUUCAGCGUCCGGAGCGACGCGGCUGUGCGCUACGUCCCACUGACCAGCCGCGCCGCGCAGUUGCAGGGCCCCUAAAUAAGCUAGGUGGUCUCAGUCCGUUCGUGUUUCACGAACGACGACGGUGAAAAAAGAGUGGUUCUUUCUGUAAUAAGAAGGAUCGCUAGCAUGUUUCUGAAUCAGAUGGUCGGUGGAUGAUGUUUUGAGCUUCUGAA
Zea mays is the source of this 2243-nucleotide messenger RNA. RefSeq names its product protein-L-isoaspartate O-methyltransferase. Gene Ontology annotation, biological process: protein modification process. The transcript is spliced from 5 exons. Gene Ontology annotation, molecular function: protein-L-isoaspartate (D-aspartate) O-methyltransferase activity. The record is from RefSeq and is a predicted model, not a curated record. Gene Ontology annotation, cellular component: cytoplasm. Lineage: Eukaryota; Viridiplantae; Streptophyta; Magnoliopsida; Poales; Poaceae. The coding region runs from base 1264 to 2106 and encodes 280 amino acids.